AUGAGUCCAUUUUUAGAUAACGACGGAAUUCUCAAGGUGGGCGGCAGAUUGCAGAGAUCCGCUAUUAAUCAUGACAAAAAAUACCUGAUUUUGCUGCCAGCAAGGUGUCGAUUUGAAUUGUUCUUUGAGCGAGAACAUUGUUGUAUGCUAUAUGCCGGUCUACAAGCUUUCUUCAAUUCGGGAAAGAUUUUGGCCUUUAACGGCCGUAAUACUGCUCAUAGAAUAGUAAGGAAAUGCAUAACUUGUUUCAAGAUUAAGCCAAAGUUGUCAGACCAAACAAUGAGAUCAUUGCCACCUGAUAGGGUUACCGCUUGUCAACGAGUAUCUUCGAUAGUGGGAAUUGAUUAUGCUGACCCUAUUGUUACAGUUGCGAAUAAAGACCGAGGACAAAGAAGUCGCAAAUCAUAUAUUGCGUUGUUCAUAUGCUUUUCGACCAAAGCGAUUCAUUUAGAAGCAGUCAACGAGUUGAUAUCGAGUGCGUUCUUGGCUGCAUUGCGCCGUUUUGUGAGCAGACGAGAUUAUCCGCAAAAAAUUUAUAGCGACAAUAUCACUAAUUUCGUCAGCAAAAAGAGAGCUUGA
Molecule: messenger RNA, 579 nt
Organism: Pogonomyrmex barbatus (red harvester ant)
Lineage: Eukaryota; Metazoa; Arthropoda; Insecta; Hymenoptera; Formicidae
Source: RefSeq, a predicted model, not a curated record